AUGAACAAAGAAAAAUAUAAUUAAGCUUUUAAAAUCUAAAUGAGUCCAAUCCUAUUGUUUAUUUUGUUCAUUUCUGCUUCUUCUAUUAUCUUUAGUGACUCAGGAUAAUAACUAUUUGAUCAUGCAGCAAAUUUUGAUUGUAGAAACAAUUUUUAGACAACUAAAACAAUUUAAUUCUCAGGGGCUUUUCAAAAUAUUCCUUAAGUAUUUAUGUUUUAAGAUUAUUGUGAUAUACCAAAUGCAAUAUCAGAAUACUAAUUUUCAAUCACAUCCAUAACUUUGGUUGGUAAUGCUAUCAUUAAAUUAGAUUUUUAAAUUGUUGUCAAAUGUCCAAAACCUGGAUUAAUAUGGGGCAUUAGAUAUUCAUGGAUUGCCUUAGAUGAUUCGAGAGUUUAAGUGAUUAAUUCAUUUAAUGUUGAUCCACCAUAGGAUAAAGUAUUUAAUCAUCAAUUACUUAAUGCUGAUACUGCAAUAAUAGGACUUACAAGUUUAGGUUAUAGUGGAUAAUUAGAAUUCUAGCUAUUGGUUAUUCAUUAUAUUUAUUAUAGGUAACCUAAAUAACAAAAGACACUGUCUCAGUUGGGAUAACUUAAGUAGCAGGAAAAUUCGUUAAUUUGAAAUAAAUUGGAUACCAGAUCUUAUUAGUAGCUUCAAGAGAUAUUAUAGAUCUUGGAUUAGUGACAUUUAAACCAACUUAUACCAGUAAUGCUAUAAAUUUGGAAACAAAUAAAUGGCUCAUAUAGCCAAUUCAAGGAAUCAAAUAUAAUUACGGAGCCCAAUUGACUUUGAAUGAAUAAAAAACUAUUGGAGCCUCGACAGUAUCUUAUUCAUUUACAAAAUGUAAUAAUUAUCUAUAAAAAUGAAAGGGGGCCCUUAUGAUUAAUCUGAAUUCACAAUUUAGAAUUUAUGGAUGUCCUAUUAAUUAAUAAAAAAUUAUGCAUUAGAAUGCUUUACUUUAAGAAUCAGUUAAAAGUUAGAUAGAUCAUAAAGUAAUAGACCUAGAUUUUUUGUUUAAAUAAUGCAAACAAAUUAAAUAUAUAAUACUGUUGGAGAAUAUUCAUUUAAAGUCUAUAAACCUAUUUAGAAUAUCAAUUUUGUUACUGAAAUAAAUUGUAUUACAGGAAAAAGAGUAAUAUCUAAAUUUAAUAAAUGUAAUUCUUGCUCUUCAUUUGGGAAGAAUUAUCAAUUUAAUCAUUAUUGUCACUCUCAAAUUAAUUUAAUAAGUUAUUUUCCCAAAUUUGCAUAAACACAAUCUGUUAAUCAAGAAUUUAAAAUAAUUAUAACAUCCAACAAUUGUUUAGUGAAAUAGAUACUUUAUAAUUAAGCGAAAACAGAAUAAGACAUCAUUAAUAUAGAAUUUUAAGAUCCAUGA
Messenger RNA from Paramecium pentaurelia, 1372 nucleotides. The record is from the annotation of a GenBank genome assembly. NCBI's taxonomy places the organism in Eukaryota, Ciliophora, Oligohymenophorea, Peniculida, Parameciidae.